CCAUCGGGACUCGAACCGACCUCCGCGGACGUUCUAGCCAAGAACCCUAAUCCCCAAUUCCCCAUCUCCUCCCAAUCCGAUUCCUCUAUAGACGGCGGAUCCGAGCAGUCCCUCCGGCGGCGGAGGCGGCGGCGGGUGACCGGGGAAGAUGAAUCCUCUGACGCAGGUGAAGAGGACCCAGGUAAUCAACCAGAAGGAGGCGCUUCUGGGCAUCGGCGAGGACGCCUCGUGGCACGCCAAGUUCAAGGACUCCGCCUACGUCUUCGUCGGCGGCAUCCCCUUCGACCUCACCGAGGGCGACCUCCUCGCCGUCUUCGCGCAAUACGGCGAGGUGGUCGAUGUGAACCUCGUGCGCGACAAGGGCACCGGCAAAUCUAAGGGCUUUGCGUUUCUUGCGUACGAGGACCAGAGGAGCACGAUUCUUGCUGUUGAUAAUUUGAAUGGAGCUAAAGUUCUUGGGAGGAUUAUAAGGGUUGACCAUGUGAGCAAAUACAAGAAAAAGGAGGAGGAGGAUGAGGAGGAAUUGCAGAAAAAGAGGGAGGCUCGCGGCGUGUGCUAUGCUUUCCAGAAAGGCGAGUGCAAUCGUGGAGCUUCUUGCAGAUAUUCCCAUGAUGAGCAGAGGAAUGCAAACACUGGUUGGGGUUCUAAGGAGGAGAGCAAAGCAAGAUGGGAGCAUGACAGACACCAUGAGCCACCAAAGAGCCACAAAAAGUUCCCAUCGGAUGCUGGGGAACCAAGAUUCCCUGACCGAACUAAAGAGGAGUCGAAAUCAACUGGCAGGGAAGGGCAGUCCUCAAGAUCUGAGGCGUACAGAGACCGUGAUUCCAGGAUUAGGCAUAGUGGUAGAAGUUCAAAAGAUCAUGACAGGCAUAGGCAUGAUAGAUCACCUGAGAGAUCAAGAGGUGAUAGGCAGAGAAACAACGACAGAUAUGCACAAGGAAGAGAUGAAAGAUCAGAACGGUACAAACCUGAAAUGAAACAUGAUGGAGACCAGAAGCGAUCGAGGCGGGACACUGAUUCUAGUGGACAUUAUGAAAGGGGUAUCGAAGAGUCAGAAAGGUACAGGAAAUCACGACAAUAAAAUUUGGAUUUGUUGUUGCAGACAUUGUUGUUCUGAUCUGUUUGUACCUGUACAAGAUGGAUAAAAUUUUUGCUUGAUCCUUUGUCUGGUAUUAGUCUAAUGGAUGUCAUCGUUUAAA
This is a messenger RNA of Oryza brachyantha (malo sina), 1199 nucleotides long. RefSeq names its product zinc finger CCCH domain-containing protein 25. Gene Ontology annotation, molecular function: RNA binding; metal ion binding. Bases 149 to 1081 code for a protein of 310 amino acids. The transcript is spliced from 4 exons. Gene Ontology annotation, cellular component: catalytic step 2 spliceosome; precatalytic spliceosome; U2 snRNP. NCBI's taxonomy places the organism in Eukaryota, Viridiplantae, Streptophyta, Magnoliopsida, Poales, Poaceae. The record is from RefSeq and is a predicted model, not a curated record. Gene Ontology annotation, biological process: mRNA splicing, via spliceosome.